GUCUGCGUAGUCAGCAUGCUCGACCCGGUAAUGUUCGGCUGCGCCACUCUGGUUUCCGCUCCCGUAAAAGAAGGACCUCGUAACGUCUCCUUCGUUCAUUUACAACCACCUGCUCAUCGAGAAAGCAUCGGGAUUCUUUUAGUUUAUCUAUCAGUUGCCUAUUACUCGUGCAAGAGGAACCAGAAUGAAGAACAAUGCGACUUCCGGUCUUCCACUAUCUGUCUGUGCGUCUAUUUGCGCGCUAAUAAUCCUGAUUUUCUUCACCGAUAAUUCUUAUGCUAAACGUGGUUGUUCUGCAUUUGGACAUUCCUGUUUCGGUGGUCAUGGCAAGAGAUUCGAUCCAAAUAUACGGGAGAAAAUACUUCAAGAUGAUGAUACGAUUACCAAUCGAGAAAUAGAAGAUUUAAACUCGCGUAAUGAAUUCGAUGUUUCUGAAAAAAAGUUUGGAGGACAAACAGAGAUACUUUCUUCUCAGAGUCGUCAUCAAGAUUCUUCAAGAUUCAAUCCUUUUGCAUUAUCCUUCAUCGUUCGACAAUGGUUGACAUCGCAUCGUCUUCAUCAACCGGAUAUGGAACUAAAUAACAAAUAAAUGGAUAGGAUUUCUACUAUAUUUUGAAGCAAAGAAUUUAAAACAAAGAAUUUAAAAACUUUAGAAAACAAACAUAAAGUGAAAAUUGAUAAAUGAAAAUAUUUUAAUAAAAUAUCCCGAC
This is a messenger RNA of Apis mellifera (honey bee), 710 nucleotides long. RefSeq lists its product as uncharacterized. Bases 185 to 589 code for a protein of 134 amino acids. The transcript is spliced from 3 exons. The record is from RefSeq and is a predicted model, not a curated record. Lineage: Eukaryota; Metazoa; Arthropoda; Insecta; Hymenoptera; Apidae.